Nezara viridula (southern green stink bug) is the source of this 2954-nucleotide messenger RNA. Lineage: Eukaryota; Metazoa; Arthropoda; Insecta; Hemiptera; Pentatomidae. The record is from the annotation of a GenBank genome assembly.
AUGAAUUCAUUUCAAAUCAGUGAUCAUUGUGAAAAUAAUGUUGCAAACAUUAAUGUAUCCCAUUGUUCCGAAGAUUUGUUUCAGGAAUCUCCUCAGCUCGAAUGUAACAUUCAUAAUAGCUUUACCAGUGGUACUAAGUUUUCAAAUGAGAUAUCUAGUGAAACAUCUGAUGAUGCAUGUUCUACACCUAGAAGAAAACCUCGGAGAGCUAUGAGCUUUUCUCAUGACAGCUCUCAUUAUUACAGCAAAAAAAGUAGUGAUAGAAACGAUUCUACUACCGAUUCUUCCAAGUUUUUUCAACCAAUAUCACCAGUCCGUAAGAUUAAUUCUACUAUUUUGCUCCAAAUCGACCAAUCUAGUUCACCUGAAGUACAUAGGACUCCUGGGGUUCAUCACUUAAGCAAGGAGAAUGUUGCUGUGAUUUCAUUUGUUUCAGAGAGUGAGCAUUCAGAUUCUAGUAGUAUCUUAGACGACAGCCUAAAAAGUGAAGAUGAUCAAAAUUCUAAACAGUUGUUCAAAACUCCUGUCUGUAGUUCUGUGAAGAAACGUACUAUUCGACAGUGGCUAAAUAGUGUGUCACUCAACUGUUCUCUUAAGCCUAAUGAGAAUGGUUUGCAUGAUCGACAUGAGGUUGUUCUUCCUGAAUCAAAUCUUUCAAAAGACAAACAUGAUGCUAAACUAAUCGAUGUAAAUGUUUGCAUAUCAUCAGAGGACAAGGAUAAUACUUGUGAUAAAACAUUUGAUGGAAAAGAGUGUGAAGCCUUAAAUGAUUUAGGAACUACAAAUUCAUGUAAUAAUGAUAGUAUUCAAAAAAGUAAUAAUACAGGACAUUAUUGCCCAUCGUUAUUUGGUUCAUUUGAAAAUAGUGUAAGUGACUAUUCUAGGAAGAAGCAAAAACCUUGCAGUGAACACUCUGAUGUAGUCAAUGAUCAUAAUACUUGUAAUGAUAGCCAGAAGAGCCCAGGUAAAUCUGAAAGUUUCAAACAGCAUUAUAAACUAAGCAAACCAUUAGAAAGAAGUUUUCAUGAUGACUCUAAAAGAAAUAUUUCAAAGAGAGGUAAAAUUUUUAAUAAACGUUCACGUAAUUUCAAAUCAGAUGAUGAUAAUUUUUCAUCUCUCAACGAUAGUGAUUCAACUUUUAAUGAAAUCUGCAAUAAAAAUCCUUCUAAAAUUGUAGAUAGUGAUGACAGUUUUGACAAAAUAAGACUGUUCAAGAAGAAAAAGAAAAAAAAUUGUUUAAAUAUUUCUUCUGAUGAUAGUGAGGCUAAAGAUACUGCCAAUGAUUCUGAAGAUAUCCCUCACCACAGUAACGAGUUAUGUACUCCCAGAAGGAGAUUGUAUUUUCGGAACCCAUUAAAUAAUUCUCUUGAUGAUGAUGCUAAGCCAUUAAUGAUUAGUAAAGAUGAUUCUAUUAGUUCACCAGAUAAUUGCAAUGAAAAAGUAAUUGCUAAAACUACAGGUCUUCUUGAUCAAAUAUAUUCAGAAGUAUACAGUGUAAGUAGCACCUCUGUGUGUUCCCAUGAAAAUCAAGAUAAAUGUGUUGAUGACGGUAAAGAUGUUCAAUCAGAUCAUGCAUCCCUUAAUGAGACAUAUCAUCUGGGCAGGGGUCUUUCUUGUAACCAACCAGCUGAGUUGAAUGAAAGUCCUGAUUCUGUUUCACAUUACCAGUCAAGUUCUAUAAGACAUUCCUCACCCGAGGAACAAGAUGAUGUUAACCAUAUAAAUUUUAGUGGUCUAUCUAUCGGUAACACAUCUCAGAAGAAUAUUUCUGAGAACCAUUUUGAUAUGAAGAUCAAUACUUCUGAUAAAGAUGGUUUUAAAUCAUGCUCUGGAUUCAUUGACGAAUCUCACACUAAUGAAGAUCUUGAUCCUUCAAAUCAGCUUCUCAAUAAACAUGAUGACAGCUCAGAUUCUAUUGUGAACAUUAAAAGAAAGUCUAAGAAAAACAAACUCAAUUUUUCUUCUGAUGACUCUUUUUUGUCAGAAAAACCUAAUGACAACAUAAUUGAUGUUAAUGAAAGAUCUGACAAUGAAGCAAACCCCUCAAUCGAUUUGACCAAAUCCGAUGAUGAAUAUGACAAAUAUAUGUAUAGGACUCGGAGUGAUUCCUCUUUUUCAGAUGAUGAAGAAAUUCCAGGUGUUUCGAAAGAUUCAUCAGAGGUUCUUAGUGUGCAUACUACCACUAGUGAAGAAGAGGGAGAUGAUGAUGGAAAUGCUCCUUGGUUUGAUUUAGAAUCAUACCUUAAAAAAAAUAUUCCUGCAUCAUCUAAAUCCUUUGAUUCUUCAUUUUUAAAGAAUUCAGAAAAGAGAAGUGCACGGCUUGCUAAGAUUUCCUUACCAACUCAUUCUAGUAACCCUAAUCAUACAUCAUUUCUGUUAUCUUUGACACCAGAAGUACCCGAUGAAAUGUGUCAUCCAGAAGCCAUUAAAUACAGGAAAGAUUCUUUUUCAAAAUUCAAAAAUGAACUUGUUGAUCUGCUGUUUAAAUUAUACAAUAAGGAAAUAUUUGAUGGAAAACUUCCACCAUUGGAAAUCAAGUGGUCUGGCCAUCUGACCACAACUUCAGGAAUCACAAAAUCUUCCUCUAAGAUUACUAAAAAUGGCAAAAUACGGAAUUCCAUGAUCAAACUUUCCAAGACUGUUGUAAAUGAUGCUUCUAAAGUUAGAGAUGUAUUACUUCAUGAGCUGUGCCAUGCUGCUAAUUGGUUGAUCGAUGAACAGGCUGGUGGCCAUGGGCCAUUAUUCAAGAAGUGGGUUAACAAAAUAUGGAUAAAAUUUCCAGAAGUUCCUAAAGUAAAAACAACACACCAUUAUGAACUCAAUUGGAAAUAUCUUUAUAAGUGUUCUUAUUGUGGUUAUGAACUUGGCAAAAUGAAAUUAAGUUUAACUGAGACUUCUUGCCGUCUUUGUGGUGGUUUAGUUACUGUAAAUACGUAAUGAGGUAAAUUUUAAUA